Messenger RNA from Penicillium antarcticum, 1107 nucleotides. RefSeq lists its product as uncharacterized. NCBI's taxonomy places the organism in Eukaryota, Fungi, Ascomycota, Eurotiomycetes, Eurotiales, Aspergillaceae. The coding region runs from base 1 to 1107 and encodes 368 amino acids. Gene Ontology annotation, molecular function: ubiquitin binding; endopeptidase activator activity; proteasome binding. Gene Ontology annotation, biological process: ubiquitin-dependent protein catabolic process. Gene Ontology annotation, cellular component: nucleus; proteasome regulatory particle, lid subcomplex; cytoplasm. The record is from RefSeq and is a predicted model, not a curated record. The transcript is spliced from 4 exons.
AUGUCGAUAGCUCCUAUCAUCACCUUCAAAGCAGGUAUCUGCGAUCUGGAUACCAACACCGGCGCUGUGAAGCCUAAGCCCACCCCAGGCUACCUCUACCUGUACUCCGAAGAUGAUCUUGUGCACUUUUGCUGGCGCCCACGCCGCGCCUCCCUUGAUGACCCCGAGCUCGAUCUUGUCAUGAUUCCUUCUGAUGGCAGCUUCACACCCUUCAAGCCCUCCGGCAAGGAUGCCACAAAUGGCCGCAUAUUUGUAUUGAAGUUCUCUUCCAGCUCCCAGCGAUACUUGUUCUGGAUGCAGUCCCAGUCUCAACAUGAGAACGGUGACCUCAGCUGGUUCAGCCCCCGCGAUCUGAAGCUUGGAGAGAUUGUCGAUGUCCUGUUGCAGGGCGAGGAAGUCGAUGUGGAGCAUGAGAUCGCCAACCUGCCUCGCCGAUCCUCAGGUGACGACGACGAGACCAUGGAGGACAUUGAUGAACAUGAGGCAAGCCACCACGGUGCCGGCAGCGGAGGAGCUGGACCCGAUGCCACGGGUGGUGACGUCCGCGAAGAGGGACAGGAAUCGCGGGAGGGCGGUGCCGAUGGUGGACGAGCUGCACCCACGGAAUCCAACCCAUCAUCGGUAGUCCAGGACUUUUUGAAGUCCCUGGGCGGCCAGAGCCAGAGCCAGAGCCAGAGCCAAUCCCGAGACCCUGAACGACCAUCUACGACACUCCAAGACCUGCUUCCCCCUCGACUACACUGCAAUUCCUUCCUUCCGCCCGCGCUGCUACUGCUGGCCCAGGGCAAUGCCGAGGCUUCUGAAGCUGACACGGACCCCGAACUUGCUCAAGCUGCUCUCCUCUCCCUCGAACUCCCCCAGAAGAAAGACAUUCUCCGCAAAGUGCUUCGUUCUCCUCAAUUCAUGCAAAGCUUGGCCAGUCUUACCGUGGCUCUCCGCGAUGGUGGACUGCCCAGUAUCAGCGAGGCCUUGCAGAUCCCCGUUGCCAAUGGAGGAUUCAUGCGGAGAGGUGGAGUACCCCUUGGUGGUGGCGAUGCGGUAGACGCGUUCCUGGAUGGCGUCCGGCAACAUGUUAAAGAUAAGGAUUCUCAGAUGGACACCGAGUGA